Messenger RNA from Pichia membranifaciens NRRL Y-2026, 570 nucleotides. RefSeq lists its product as hypothetical. The record is from RefSeq and is a predicted model, not a curated record. The transcript has a single exon. NCBI's taxonomy places the organism in Eukaryota, Fungi, Ascomycota, Pichiomycetes, Pichiales, Pichiaceae. The coding region runs from base 1 to 570 and encodes 189 amino acids.
AUGUCUGGUUCUAUACAAAGAGGUGGAAGGAGUAACAGAGGGAGAAAGGAUACGAGAAAAUAUUUACAGGGAAAGCAGGGAAAGACUGAUGAGAUUCGUAGAGCGUUAACACACAGAGCUCGACUUAGAAAGAAUUAUUUUAAGCUUUUGGAAAGGGAGGGACUUGAUGUCCCACAGAGAGGAACAACAGGGAACGAAUCAUAUGAUAACGGAAAGAAAGAUGUCAGUUCCGGUGAAGAAAGUGUUAAUGAAUAUGAAAAAACCGAGGAUGGUAGUGGGAAGCCACGAAAACCACUAUCGGAGAUCGAUAUCAUUAAAGACAAAGUGAAGAAACACGAAUCGUUGACAUUCCAAGAAAGGAUUCUGUUGAAGAAGGACAGGCGAGAGAAAGAUCGAGAAAGAAAGAUGAAUAAAACUAAAGAGAAGGUUGAGUCCAUGAAGCUGAGCGAUCUCAAGCGUCAACGCCAAACUGAACGUAUUCAAAAUACCAAAACCAGGAAGGGACAACCAUUGAUGGGCCCUAGAAUUAAUAAUUUGCUAGAUAAGAUCAGACAAGACAAGAACAAAUAA